AUGUCGCGAAGAGAGUCUUAUAUAGCCACACAGUUUGGCUCAAUUUCAUCCCAGUUUCAGGAUCUAUUUGAUGAGCUGGGACUGAAUGCUGAAGAAAGAGAUGAACGAGAGCGACGGAUUUAUUCCGUUAUUGCUGAAGCAAUGGAGAAUUAUGUGAAGGACGUGGCUAAGGAACGUGACCAGAUUUUGAAUCAAUGUGUAUCAUUUCAGCAAAGUAUUCAAGAAAUGGUUAGUGCUUUAAGAGAUGUUGAUACUUUAGCAAUUUUGGGAAAGGAUGCCAAUGUUUUGUCCAGUUCAGUUUGCCCACCAUAUAACCCCCUACUGUUAAAUCUCAAAUCUGCUCAUUCAAAAUUAGAACAAAUCUUCACAAAUAGGUUGGAAAAGGUAAACAAAUCGUUAGAGAAAUUAAAGAAACUGGCAACUAAAAUAGAUAGCAUAUCGGUUCCUGCCAAAAUUAUGCCGGCCAAGAACUCGGAUAUGCUUUCUCUCAACUUAUCUAAUGAACAUAUUAUCGAAUUGGAACGCGAAGUAUUACGAUGGGAGGAAGAGAUGCAAUCUCGAGUUGUUAAAGUAUCUGACCUGUGUGCUCAAAUAUCUAAUCUAUGGGUAGAGCUAGGUACACCUCAGGAAGAGAUCGAUAUGAGCAUUCUCAAUAAUUCCAAAACUGAUGUUGAAACUAUUGGAUUGAUGACUGCAGACAUGGAACGUUUAGAAAAUCUUUGUAGCUCACUUCAGAAGCAGAAAGAUGAUCGCACGCAAAAGUUACUCUCUUAUAAAAAAGAAGUGAGCAGCUUAUGGAACAAGCUGUCAACGGAUGCCAGUUUUGUAGAAAAUUUUGAAAAGGCAAAUCGUGGUAUUAGCACUACUGUGGUGGAAAAUUAUCGUUUGGAACUCGACAGGCUAAACGAGGAAAAGCGACAACAUAUUCACAUAUUUAUUAAAGAAGCCCGUGAGACGUUGCAGGACUUAUGGGAUGAGCUAUAUUUCUCUGAAGAAGAAACAUCAUUAUUCACACCAGCGUGGACUGAUAUUUAUACUGAUGCUUCGUUACAAGCUCAUGAAAGCGAAAUUGAGCGUCUACAUGGUCUUGUCAAUGAAAGAAAACCGGUGUUAUCUCUGCUUAAGAGUUAUAAAGAUAUUCAACAAGAUGAAGGAGACCUUCAGGCUUCUAUGGACGAUGCAUCUCGAUUACUGUCGAAGGGACCAGGCAGAAGAGACCCAGGUAGACUGCUGAAGGAAGAGCAAAUGAGAAAGCGUAUAGCCAAACGAAAGCCAAAGAUUCUUCAGGACUUAAGAGAGGCCUUAUUAGCAUGGCAAGAAAAGUCAGGCAAACCUUUUAUAAUCGAUGGACGUGAUUUUUUGGAGGUGAUUGAAGAGGAGGAAGCGAAACUUUCACGAGGCGGUACAAGAGCUAGAAGACCAGCUGCAACACCGUCCGCUACUAGUAACAAUUCUUCUAAAAUUGCUCCUAAUAACACUGCAAGGACGUUGACAAGUUCUGCUAGGGGGAAGAAGUCACCAGUGAAACCAGCUCCGGCACCUGUAGUCCCAUCCUCGGCACGUCCUCGAAUCAGGCAGGUAGGAUUUCCAGCUUCAGUAAAUCGACCUCAGCAUGCGUCCCAAGCCAGCACUGGAUCUGUUAUUCCAUCUCGUCAUGUCGAACAGUCAAUGUCACCCACUAGAAUUAAACAGCAUACAAGGCUGGAGACAGCAUCUCCAUCACGCCAGCAAAAUGCCCGUCCUGUUUCAAGAAUGAAAGCUGACUCACCGGUUCGACAAGAGCCCUUAAGGGGCGAACAGCCAUCGAGAGUUGGGAACACUUCCCCAACUCGACGACAAGCGUCUCCACGUAGUCAAUCACGUUUUGAAAUAAGAUCGCCAAGUAGACUCCAACCGAACGGGCUUGGAGUACGCUCGGCGAUUGCAAAUCACACCUCAGCUCGACCGGCGUCCAGCAUGAGUAUUGGCAGGAAUCCACGGUCUCCAGGUAAAGAGAAUCGUAAUGUUGGAUUGUCAUAUGAGACUCUGUCGGCAAAAGAGAAGUUGCAACCGAGCGAUCGUGUUGUGUCAACCACCAGUACUGCAUCUUCAGAGAAUUGGGAGACCUAUGACGAAGCAUCUUCUAGUGAUGAUGACAAUUCUGAACAGUACGCGAAAUGGCGUCAAGGUGCCCUCAAGAAAUUAACUUCUGAAGAGAAUACCGAUCUUGACGGAGCAGGUGGCCUAGACCCCAUACCAAGUUUGCAUCACCAUCACCGAGUCUCUGAAUUCAACUGGGACAAAGAUACGUUCUAA
Sugiyamaella lignohabitans is the source of this 2295-nucleotide messenger RNA. RefSeq names its product Ase1p (gene ASE1). Gene Ontology annotation, molecular function: microtubule binding. Bases 1 to 2295 code for a protein of 764 amino acids. The transcript has a single exon. Gene Ontology annotation, biological process: mitotic spindle midzone assembly; microtubule cytoskeleton organization. Gene Ontology annotation, cellular component: cytoplasm; spindle; mitotic spindle midzone. The record is from RefSeq and is a predicted model, not a curated record. NCBI's taxonomy places the organism in Eukaryota, Fungi, Ascomycota, Dipodascomycetes, Dipodascales, Trichomonascaceae.